AUGGUAAAUUAUUAUGGAAAAUUUGUUCCUCACAUCAGUCAACUUUUGAAACCACUUUACGAGGCUGCUCGUAGGGAAGAAUUUUCAUGGACAUCUAAAGAAGAGGAAGUCUUCCAGCAAGUCAAGGCCGAAAUUACUUCGGAACGCUGUUUGGUCCAUUUCAAUCCCGAUUUGCCAAUUAAAUUGGUAUGUGAUGCUUCAAAGGAUGGCGUUGGUGCAGUUUUGUUUCAUGUUUUUCCGAAUGGUCUGGAAAAACCAAUCACAUUCGCCUCAAGAGUUUUAAGAAACUCCGAGAAGAACUACUCUGUUAUACACAAGGAGGCUUUGGCGAUUCAUUGGGGAGUUACCAAAUUUUACCAGUAUUUGGUUGGUAGGAAAUUUUUUCUUUGUUCCGAUCAUAAACCUUUACUUGCUUUGUUUAGUGAAAAUAAAGGAAUUCCACAAAUGGCAGCAGGUAAGCUUCAACGAUGGGCACUGUUUUUAUCGAGUUUUGAUUAUCAAUUUCAAUACUUGAAGGGCAAAGAUAAUGGAGCGGCUGAUGGUCUCUCAAGGUUGCCGAGACAAGUCACAUCCCCAAUUGACGAAUCUGAGGAUUAUUUUAAUUUUCUGGUUGAAGAGAAGUUACCUGUCAGUGCCAAGGAAGUUCGAAUCCAUUUACGAAGAGAUCCUGUUCUUAGCAAGAUACUUACCUAUGUUCGAGAUGGAUGGCCGAAUGAUGUGGAAUCGGAACUCAAGGCUUUUUCUACGAGAGCUCAUGAAUUGGCUAUCGAUAACGAUCUUUUGAUGUGGGGGUACCGUCUGAUUAUUCCUUCAAGUCUCAGACCGCGACUAUUGAAAGAGAUUCAUUCCGGACACAUUGGUAUCGUUAAGAUGAAGUCUCUUGCACGUCAAUAUUUUUGGUGGCCGAAGUUAGACGCUGAAAUUGAGGAUUUUGGAAAAAGAUGUCGUUCGUGCCAAUCAUUAUCGAGGAGUCCCGAGAAAGCGGAAUUGAUUAAGUUCAGAGAAGCUGAAUUUCCAUUUGACAGAGUACACAUUGAUUUUUUAGGACCGUUUCAUAGUAAAAUUUUUUUAUUAUUAAUCGAUGCAUAUUCCAGGUGGCCUGAAGUCAUUGAGAUGAAACACACAGAUUCGGAAGCAACUAUUGAAGUUCUGCGAGAGAUUUUUGCUAGAUUUGGAAUUCCCAACGUGAUGAUUUCUGACAACGGACGACAACUUGUUUCGGAAGAGUUUGAGAAGUUUUGUAAAUUAAAUGGAAUAUUGCAUAAAACUUCAGCACCUUAUCAUCCGGUUACUAAUGGACUUGCUGAGAACGCUGUGGGAAGUUUUAAACUGGGAAUAAGCAAAGCUUUGCAUAAUCAAGAAGUUUCUUCGAGGAAUUUGAAGGUAUCUGUUUCUCGUUAUUUAUUUGCUUACAGAAACACCCCACAUUGUACAACAGGUGAAUCUCCAGCGAAGCGAUUUUUUGGACGAGAAUUGAGGAAUCGAUUAGAUUUAUUGAGAUCAAAGAGAACCGACUUGGCUAACGAGAAUCAAAUAAAAUUUUUCAAAGGACACAGAGACAUUUCUUUUUCCAAAGGCGAAAAUGUUUUUGUUAGAAAUUACAAAAAUCCCAUGAAACCUUCCUGGUCCUCAGCUCAAAUCAAGGAAGUUUUAGGAGAUAGAACUUAUUUGUGCAAUCCAGAAAAUUCCGAUUCAUCUAUUGUUUGGUAG
This is a messenger RNA of Leptopilina boulardi, 1710 nucleotides long. RefSeq lists its product as uncharacterized. The transcript has a single exon. Gene Ontology annotation, biological process: DNA integration. The record is from RefSeq and is a predicted model, not a curated record. Gene Ontology annotation, molecular function: nucleic acid binding. NCBI's taxonomy places the organism in Eukaryota, Metazoa, Arthropoda, Insecta, Hymenoptera, Figitidae. Bases 1 to 1710 code for a protein of 569 amino acids.